ACUAUGUGGGGGAGGAGAGAGAAAGUGGGAGAUGUCGUUUGCGAGAGGGGUGACCGAAGAAUGGGUCCCAUCCUUCGUGGCAUGGAUAGAAUUCGACGUUUUUUCAAAGUGAGCUAAUUUUGGCAAAUAUUAACCAAAAUGAUUGCGUGGUAAAAGUAUUUACCAAACUAAGCUUCCAGGCUAAAACGCUGUAUCGGUCAGCGUUUUAUGCCUGGGUUUUUUUUAAAAAAAAAUCAACCUAAAAACGCUGUCUGGGACAGCGUCUUUGUUGUUGACCUUUUUUGCGUUUAACUCUGAGAACUAUAAACGCUGUCUCAGACAGCGUUUCUGUCGUUUUUUUUUUUCCCUCCACAGCGUAUUUCAUUUCAUUUCCUCCUCCUUCAUUCUCAAACCCCUUCUUUCCCAAACUCUAACUUAAUCCCCCUCUCUCUCAUAGUUGUGCUCCUCCGUGUAGACCGCCCCCGGCGCCGCCACCUCCACCGUCGCCUGCCGUCACCUCCACCGUCGCCCUCCGUGUAGCCCACUAUACACUCCCCUCACCCUGAAAUAGAUAUCAUGGACGUACGGGAUAGGACACCCGGACCUGUUGACCCUUCUGUCCUGACACUACAGGACACCCAUCGGAGCGUCGACGUAUGGAACCUGACGGGUGACGUAGCGAAGCCACUACAGUGCAGGCACUACAGGACCCCCUGGGUUGUCCAUGAUCGCUGCCUUGAGUACGUGACGUACGCUGGCUUUGGCGGUGUACAUCGCUUGGGAUUCAGGGAGAUCGACCGACACCUUGUCACGACGUUAGUGGAGAGAUGGAGGCAGGAGACGCACUCCUUCCACCUACCAGUUGGGGAGGCGACUGUGACAUUGUGGGACGUGGCAAUACUGACGCGCCUUCCAGUACAGGGGACUGCGGUGACGGGAUCAUUUCUAGUCGAUCCCGUUGGAUUGGUUGUGCGGGUUCUCGGGGUGCAGCCGGGUCCCAACGAUGUUAGGGGCUCCGCCUUGAGGACGAUCUGGUUACGAGAUACUUUCCAGGGCUUGCCUGCGGACGCCGAUGACGCCACAGUACAGAGAUACGCUCGAGCGUACUUGUUCUUCCUCAUAUCCGGCGUGGUGUUCGGCAACAAGAGCGGGAGCCACUUGCAGCUUAUUUACCUACAGCUGUUAGACCACGACUGGGAGCAUAUCCGUGGAUACAGCUGGGGUAGUGCCUCUUUGGCGGUGUUGUAUCGCCAACUUUGCAGAGCCUCACGGAGUGGUGCGCUCGAGAUUGGAGGACCUCUGUUUGUGCUUCAGGUAUACUACGUAUAUUAUCACAAGCGAAUUAUGCAAUGAGUAAUGUCAUAUUUAACAUAGUUUUGUGUUUUG
Messenger RNA from Chenopodium quinoa (quinoa), 1365 nucleotides. RefSeq names its product serine/threonine-protein phosphatase 7 long form homolog. Lineage: Eukaryota; Viridiplantae; Streptophyta; Magnoliopsida; Caryophyllales; Amaranthaceae. The transcript is spliced from 3 exons. Gene Ontology annotation, biological process: meristem development; meristem maintenance. The record is from RefSeq and is a predicted model, not a curated record. The coding region runs from base 556 to 1332 and encodes 258 amino acids.